This is a messenger RNA of Calypte anna (Anna's hummingbird), 3682 nucleotides long. RefSeq names its product zw10 kinetochore protein (gene ZW10). The transcript has 16 exons. Bases 11 to 2353 code for a protein of 780 amino acids. Lineage: Eukaryota; Metazoa; Chordata; Aves; Apodiformes; Trochilidae. Gene Ontology annotation, cellular component: nucleus; RZZ complex; chromosome, centromeric region. The record is from RefSeq and is a predicted model, not a curated record. Gene Ontology annotation, biological process: mitotic spindle assembly checkpoint signaling; mitotic cell cycle; endoplasmic reticulum to Golgi vesicle-mediated transport.
UAGCGCGGCCAUGGCGGCAGAAGGAUCGCUGGUGGCUGCGGUGCUGGCCAGCUCGGGCCGCCUGAGCAAGGAGGACCUGGGCACCCGCAUCGGGCGGCUCUCCCACCGCGUGGAGGAGCUGAAGGGAGAAGUCUGCACCAUGAUCAACAAGAAGUACAGCGAGUUCCUGCCCAGCAUGCAGAGUGCCGAGGACCUGGUGUCCCAGGUGGAGGAGCUGACCAACAACAUCGACCUGCUGAGAGCUGGGAUUGAGAACGAGGUCCAGAGAGAUCUAAAUAUCGCUGUUGCUGAAUUUACUGAAUUGAAGCAGCAGCUGGAGCGAGACACAUUGGUUCUGAGUAUUCUGAAAAAGCUACAGGAGUUUGAUACAGCUAUUAAAGAGUACAACACUGCAUUGCUGGAGAAGAAGUAUGUUGCAGCAGCUCAGCACCUGAAAGAGGCACACAGCAGCCUGAAAAUGCUGAAAUCCCGCAAGGGCUUUGAGCUGAAGAUCCUGAAAGCACUUGGCACAGAGCUGACAGUGCAGACACAGAACAUGCUCUAUCAUCUAGGAGAAGAAUGGCAGAAAUUGGCUGUAUGGAAGCUUCCACCUUCAAAAGAAAGCAGCAGCCUGGAAUCAGUGAUGCAUUCAGAACUGCACUUACACACAGUGCCAUCAAAAGAGGAGGAGAUUGCUGGCCCCCCUGUGGCUUCUGUGCUGCAGGCAUUUGCUGUCCUAGGAGAACUGCACACCAAGCUUAAAAUUUUUGGUCAGUUGUUGCUGAAAUACAUCCUCAAGCCACUGAUUUCAUACCCAUCUCUUCAGCCAUUCACAGAGGAACAGUCAGAUGUCUUCAUCCUACGUUUUAAGUCUGAGGAGCCUAGCUUGGAUCAUUCCUCUCCUAUGGAAGUUUUUUACAAAAUCAAGCUUGUUUUUGAAGUUCUCCACAAAUACCUGCUGAAUAUGUCUCUUGAGCAGCCUGCAGAAGAUGGAAAAGAUUGCAGAGUUACACUUGCAGAACUGCUGGGUGAGAUGAUAUGGGGAGAGUUAUCAGAUUGCCUCAUUCAGAACUGCCUGGUGAAUUCAAUCCCAACCAAUAGCAGCAAACUGGAGCAAUAUAUAGAGGUGAUUAAAUCCACAGAGGAAUUUGAAACAGCCUUGAAGACCAUGCAGUUUUUGAAAGGAGACACAACUGAUUUACUGAAAUAUGCCCGUAAUGUCAAUUCCCAUUUUGCUAACAAGAAGUGCCAGGAUGUGAUUGUGGCAGCCAGAAACCUGAUGACCUCAGAAAUACACAACACUGUAAAGAUCUCACCUGAUUCCUGUGUAGCCCUACCAAAGCUUCCUGAUCCUGGGGCAGGCCACCUAAAAGCACAAAAAACUUCUCAGCUCCUGCACAACGACACAGGACAUUUGGGGAAUGAGACUAAGCUCAGCCAGCACACCUUUUCCUUGCCCGCGUGCCGCAUCAGCUCAUCAGUGGAGAAGCUGAUGGAGCUGGCUUAUCAGACACUGGUGGAGGCUACAGCCAGCACAGAUCAGUGCUGUAUACAGCUCUUCUACUCUGUGAGGAAUAUAUUCCAGCUGUUCUAUGAUGUAGUGCCAACAUAUCACAAGGAGAACCUUCAGAAAUUACCUCAGCUGGCAGCCAUUCACCACAACAACUGCAUGUACAUUGCUCACCACUUGCUCACCCUGGGACACCAGUUCCGGUACCGCCUGACCAGCAUCCCCUGUGAUGGAGCAGCCACUUUUGUAGAUCUAGUGCCUGGUUUUAGGAGACUUGGGAUGGAGUGUUUUCUGGCCCAGAUGCGAGUGCAGAAAGGGGAAAUCCUGGAGAGGCUGUCAAGUGCCAGGAAUUUUUCUAAUAUGGAUGAUGAGGAAAAUUACUGUGCAGCAAACAAGGCAAUAAGGCAGGUAUUGCAUCAGUUGAAAAGACUGGGAAAGGUCUGGCAAGAUGUGCUUCCAGUCAAUGUAUACUGCAAGGCUAUGGGGACUUUACUGAACACAGCUCUCUCAGAGAUUGUCACCAGGAUUGCUGCCUUAGAGGAUAUCUCUACAGAAGAUGCAGAUAGGUUGUACUCCCUCUGCAGGACCAUGGUGGAGGAAGGACCCCAAGUUUUCACCCCACUACCUGAAGAUGACAAAAAUAAGAAGUACCAAGAGGAAGUUCCAGUCUAUGUGCAGAAAUGGAUGACCUUCAAAGAGCUGAUGAUCAUCUUGCAAGCCAACCUCCAAGAAAUAGUAGACCAGUGGGCUGAUGGGAAGGGGCCUCUUGCAGCUGAGUUCUCUGCAGCUGAAGUGAAGAGUCUGAUCCGAGCCCUGUUCCAGAACACAGAAAGGAGAGCAGCAGCACUGGCCAAAAUUAAGUAAUUCUGUGUUUACACCCUCACAGUGCAUCUUCUGACAAAGCAGGAGCAAACAGCCUUCCAAUUUUUUUAAAAUUUUACCCUUAUUUAUACUGGUAUAAAAAAACCAGAAGAGUGAAGGUGGGUAACACUCAUUGCUUAUGCUCCAUCUGCCAGGCAGGUGGAGUUUGGGCUUGACAAUUCAGCCUCCUGCCAUGCUCCCCUAGAGGUGUUCAAAGCUUUCCUUCACGAGCUGGGGGCUGUACAGUCCUGCUGAGGAGGAGAUGCUUUUUGUGAUGUUUGGUAAUUCCCAUUCUCUAGGAUUUCAUUGUCCUGUUAAGCCCAGAGUAGGGAAACAACUUUUUGAAUCCAACAUCUCUUGGUGAGAACAGGCACCCCUGCCAGGGGGACCUCUCGUUCAAGGUGCUGUACAAUGUCAUCUCAAGCUUCCUUAAGGGUCUUGUAGAGGGAUUUUUGUUUCUCAGUAGUGAGUCUUAUCUAUGCAGUUUUACAUCAGUGGGCACAUAGCCCCUUUGUGUCUUACCUCUUCUGUCCCAGCAAACUACACGUGAAACCCACACACUUUGAUAGCUUUUGAUAUCCACCUAAGAAUGCUGAAGUGCCAAACUUUGCUUUUUUCCACCUCGGGUUUCCCUGAGGAGCAGACCUCAAGAGAGUGAAAGUUUAGGGAGGAGUUCCUGUUCCCAGAGAACUCUUUACCCAGUCAGAAUUUUACAUAAGUAGCAAAAUUCCUCAUGGCUUUAUUUCUCAUGGAAAAUACUUUAAAAUCAACUUAAGAGUUCUUCAGCCUUUUCCAGCUGUAGAAGCCAGUUCAGCUCCUUCCUUUACCUUUUUGUUGUUUUGAACUAGUUAAGUCUGGCAUCUGAUGUAUUUCUGGCAGUAAUUUUUCUGUCCUUUAGGAAUAAUGAGAAACGUAAAUGAAUAAAAAAGGGGACAAAGUGUGCACCCAUAGCAUUAUCUUUUAAAUUAGAAAAGCCUGUGUUUGGAGACUGAGAAAUGCACAUUUCUUAACGGAAAAACUCAGCAAGAGCAUUCAUUAAAAAAAAAAACAUAGCCCAGAGAUAGGUCAGUUGCUGCAGACAUGGCACUAAGUCCUUCCUACAGUGCUUAAAACCUGCUUACAAAAGUUUUCAUCACAGACCUCAAUGUUUUAAUCUCUUAUCUACCUGUUGAACCCUUUUUGUUUGUGCUUUUGUCUGCCUUCUGUUCAUUCUGAAGCAUUUGUGCAGGGCCUGAAGCACAGCUAGGAACUAAGUCAUUGCAGAACUGAGUCCCAUCAAGUUGUCAGUCAGGCUGAGUCCAGUGCAUGGGAAUGCAGCAAGGAAAUAUUGAA